Messenger RNA from Oreochromis niloticus (Nile tilapia), 4736 nucleotides. RefSeq names its product actin filament associated protein 1-like 2 (gene afap1l2). Gene Ontology annotation, biological process: regulation of mitotic cell cycle; positive regulation of interleukin-8 production; inflammatory response. Gene Ontology annotation, molecular function: SH3 domain binding; SH2 domain binding. NCBI's taxonomy places the organism in Eukaryota, Metazoa, Chordata, Actinopteri, Cichliformes, Cichlidae. The record is from RefSeq and is a predicted model, not a curated record. The transcript has 15 exons. Gene Ontology annotation, cellular component: cytosol. The coding region runs from base 2062 to 4227 and encodes 721 amino acids.
GGUGAUGAAUUCAUACCUUAUUCAUCAUCAAAGUUACCCAGUGCUCUUGCUGUAUACUACUGCAAAGAAUAUCAGUAUUAUUUUUAAAGCAGCCUUCCUAUUUGAAGCAAUUCUUCGUGUUUGUGUGAGUGUGUGCCACAAAAUAUUUGAGACUGCUUCUUGUGUAUUUUCAUAAUUCUGACGCUGUUAAAUUGAAUUUUGCAAUCACUUCUUUUAAAUUAAAACCAUUUCCAUUUAGAUAUAUUUUUGUUGUUUCAGUUCAAUCCAACUAAACUAUGUAAGUUACAGACAUUUCAGACCUGCUGUGCCUUUUUCUUAGCUUAACAUUUUAGCUUGAGCUGUAAAAUAAAGCUAAGAGAGUUACCUAGGUACUGGAACAAAUAACUGAGUAAGUGGUUUCAUUCAAGGCCAGCACCACAAUUCUGUAUUACCAGUUUUGCGCAACAGCAGCAUUUCACAGCUCUGUGGGAAAGAAUUAAGUAACAAUUGUUUGAAUGUAACACAAGUCAGCUUUUUAUUCAGUACUGGAAGCUUUUUCUUCAGAAUUGUUACUAAACACAUUUUUACCACAGCUGCAAAGAAUAUUCUGUCCUGUUUAGCCUGUGGUUGUUUGUUAUUAGUCAUACUGCAUAAUCAUCACCGAGGUAAGCAACAAGCAAUCAUUUGAAUUAUUUGCAAGUGAUCUGAUACAUCAUGAUAUAAGCUCAGUGGCCACUUCAUUAGGUACACCUGUUCAAUUUCUUGUUAAUAAAAAUAUCUAACCAGCCAAUACCACACAUUAUUUCUGCAGAUAGUGUCAACCACUUAGACAUGGUCAGAAUGGGGGUGAAAGGCGGUUUAAGUGAAUAUCAGUGAUAGCAUGGUUGUUCCAGAAACUGCUGAUCUACUGCUGAUUUCCCCACACAGUAUUCUCUAGGGUUUACAGAGAAUCAUCUAAAAAAAGAGAAAAUAUCCAGUAAGCAGGAGUUCUCUGUCCAAAAAUGCUUAACUAAGGUCAGAGUAGACUGGCGAGACUGUUUUUAGAUGAUAGGAAGGCAACAGUAAACAUCCACUUGUUAUGGCCAAGGCAUGCAGAAGAGCAUCUCUUGGGUUACAGCAGCAGAAGACCACACCAGGUCUCACUCCUGUCAUAUAUUAAUGAAAACUGUUACACUUCGGACUUGAUUGUUGCCAAAAUUGGACAAAAGAAGAUUGGAAAUGGUAAUGGUGGGUUCAGAAUUUGGCACAAACAACAUGAAAGUAGACCCAUCCUUCCAGCUGGUGGUGGUGGCAUAAUGGUGUGGGGCCUGUUUUCUUGCCACACUUUGGACCCCUUAGUACCAACUGACCAUAAUUUAAACACCACAGCCUUCUGAGUAUUGUUGCUCACCGUGUCCAUCCCUUCAUGACAACAGUGUAGCCAUCUUCUGAUUACUGCUUCCAGCUGGAUAACACACCAUCUCACAAGGCUCAGAUAAUCUGAUUUCUGGAACACGACAAUGAGUUCUUUGUACUCAAGUAGAGUCCUCAGUCACCAGAGCUCAAGAGAUUUAAAUCACGGAUAUACAGCCGACAAAUCAGCAGCAACUGUGUGAUGUUAUCAUGUCAAUAUGGACAAAAACCUCAGAGGAAUGUUUCCAGCACCUUGUUGAAUCUAUGCCACAAAGACUUAAGGCAGCUUUGAAGAAAAAUUGAAGUGGCCCGUGAAUGUAUUUGAAAAAGUAAACAUAUGUGAAUAGGCCAAAGAGAAUGCAAUAAUGAAUAUGUACAAGAUUUAUUUAUUUUUUUAAUCUUUUUUAUGAUUAUUAUUCAAAGGCAUUAUGUUCUGUCCAACCUCCCCUAUGUUGCUUUUCUUCCUCCUGUUUCCUUUGAUAUUAUAUAGAUCUGGACUGUUUUGGCCAUCGCUCAGGGCCCUGGAUACGAGAGUACAGCUCUGACAGUGUGGUCUAUGCUGUUAUCACCAGGGAUGAUGGAGAGGCGGUAAGCAGCUCAUACGAGUCCUACGAUGAGGAGGAAGUGACCAGAGAGAAGUCGUCAUCAGCUCAGCACCAGUGGCCAUCAGCAGAGGCGUCUAUUGAGCUGAUGAAAGAUGCUCACAUCUGCGCUUUCCUGUGGAGGAAGAAAUGGCUUGGCCAGUGGGCCAAACAGCUUUGCGUUAUCAAAGACCAUCGUCUGCUGUGCUAUAAAAGCUCCAAGGAGCAGACACCUCUGCUGGAUGUGAGUCUGCUGGGCUGCAGUGUUGUUUACAAAGAGAAGCAGUUAAAGAGGAAAGAGCACAGGCUGAAGAUUAUUCCAGUGGGUGGGGAGACCAUUGUCCUGGGCUUGCAGAGCAAAGAACAGACUGAGCAGUGGCUGAAGGUUAUUCAAGAGAUCAGUCCCAAGCCAGCUGAUAGCUGUGACCCCCAACACACUGUGUCUGACUCCCCAAGGCUUAUUUGUACUAAGGGAGAGCUGAGUGAGAGAUACUCUGUGGCUUCAGAGAGCGGCAGCAGCACAGACAGCCAUGCUGAAACGCCAGAAAGCAAAGAUGUGAAGAAAAAAUAUGGCGCAGGUUUAAUGUUCAGCAACCUGAUGAACAUCGGCAAGAAAAAACCCUCCGCACUCGAGAGCCCAGAGAAAUGUGUCGACACCUCAGGCUACCUCAAUGUACUGGUGAACAGUCAGUGGCGGACCUGCUGGUGUCUUAUAAAGAAUGGACAGCUGUGGUUUUACCAAGACAAGGGCAAGAACAAAGUAACCCAACCUGCUGUGACUCUAGAGGGCUGCAAUGUUUUGCCUGACCCCAGCCCAGAGCACCUAUACUCCUUUCGGAUUGACAUGGAUGGCACACAGAUGGCAACUCUAGAGGCUAAGACAUCAGCAGAUAUGGGUCACUGGCUGGGACUCUUGCUGUCACAGACGGGAAGUAAAACAGAUCCAGAGGAGUUGACAUACGACUACGUCAAUGCUGAGAGGAUCUCCACUAUUGUCAAUGCUGCAAGGACUUCCUUAUACUUGAUGCAGAGGAGGUAUUCAGAGCCAAACACCUACAUAGACACCCUACCUUCUAUUUCUCACAACUCUGAUGAUCUGUACGAUGAUGUGGCCUCUAUACCUGACCCAGAGGAUGCUGAGGAGAAUAGCCAGACUAACUGCGAGGGCAACAAUCUCCAGAAAGAUAAUGAAACAUGCUCACAAGACAAUGCCAAGAGCCCACAGGGUACAGAACAAGACUCUGAAAACAGGAUUUACCUAGACCUUGUCCCUGUGCGCUCUUUCCUUCAUACAUCCUCUGGAGGAAAACUUUCCCCUAAAGAAGCUUCGAGACAUUCCCUAAUACCAGCAGAUGACCAGAAGGACUCCUCUUCUCAAGUUAAAGAGGGGACGUCGACUAACAAUACUGAGCCAGAUUCAAUGCCCGCAUUAAAUGGGACAAACUUAGCCUCUGCUACCAGCAAAGCAGAACAAGAACGAGCCCAGACUCCCACUCCAUCACAGCCACAAACUCAACCAGUCAAGACCUCAACCCAGAGCCAAGAGACCACUAAGAAGACUAGCCUGGGAAUCACACAGGCCUUCAAUUCCUUUGGUGGACAAAUCCACAAGAGUCCAACAUCUCACACUGCUGCUGCGCGUCCUCACAGCCCACAACCUGCAAGGCCCAAGGCACAUACCAUAGGAUGCCCCGGUGCAGUUGAGAUAAAGCUGGGCAAGAACCGCACAGAGGCAGACAUGCGGCGUUACAUUGACGAGCGCGAUCGUCUGGAGAAAGAGAGGGAGGAGGUGAAAAUCAGUCUGGCAAACCUCAAGAAAGAGAAGAGGGAAAUCAAAGAGGAGCUCAGCACCUGCCAAGAUCCCAAGCAGCAGGCCUCAUUGGAAGCCCGUCUGAAGCAGAAAGAGGAGGCGUGCCGAGAGGCAGAGCAGCACAGGGUGGAGGUGGAGCUACAGUUGGUAGAAGUGAAGGAAAGUCUGAAGAAAGUGGAGUCAGGGCCCUUCACACUGGGAACCACACUCGACAGCAGCCUCCAGGACACGCCGAUGCCUAAGGCAUCAACGAUAGGCUCUCCCCAGGUAUCAUCAUCAUCGUCGUCAUCAUCGUUAUUGUCACCGUCAUCUUCUUCCCAACCCUCCAGCAGCAACGUUAACGCAGAUUCAGUUUCCCCGGUCAAUUCUGCGUCUGCUCUUAAAGGCAGACCCACCUCCAUGAUGACCACAAAAGGCAACGUCCUACAGAAAGCUAAGGAAUGGGAAAAGAAAUCAACAACCUAAGAGGAAAUCUUCAUUGACCUCUGAAAUUCAGAAGUUUAUGUUGGUCUAGUCGCCUGUCGCCACAUUCUGACCCACCGAAUGAGCAGACAUUUUAAUCAAGAACCUCCCUUCCCUUGGCCCUUCAACCAAACCAUCACUUUGUCAAGACUAUGAUGAGCCACAGAGGCACACGCCGUGUUCUUGGAUACCACUGGAUUUAAUCUUAAAUUCAAUGACUUUUAAAGUUUGUUUCUAUUUGCAAAGGGAGGAAAGUGAUGAAGUAGCAUUUUGGCCAGUGUAAGAAAUGCAUUAAUGCUACGUUUAAACUUUGAAACGUUGAAAUUAAAAACCACUGAAGUACGAGACAGAGGCCCCCUUACUAAAUCAGCCACUCUGUACACAGACUGUAGCUUGGUUCAUAUAUGCUGGUAGCCAAGAUGUAAAUAUAUUUACACCAUUAUUCAGCCUUUGGGCUUGUAUUGCUAGCUAAAAAUGCACUUUUUAUUCAAAUAAAAAUAUACUGACAAAAA